Phycodurus eques (leafy seadragon) is the source of this 1368-nucleotide messenger RNA. RefSeq names its product gap junction gamma-1 protein-like. NCBI's taxonomy places the organism in Eukaryota, Metazoa, Chordata, Actinopteri, Syngnathiformes, Syngnathidae. Gene Ontology annotation, biological process: cell communication. Bases 64 to 1368 code for a protein of 434 amino acids. Gene Ontology annotation, cellular component: connexin complex. The transcript has 2 exons. The record is from RefSeq and is a predicted model, not a curated record.
CCCAACUUCAGCCCAAAUGUGGGCUAUUUAGAGGAGGACUGGGCAACAAAUGACCGUGUAACAAUGAGCUGGAGUUUCCUGACUCGGCUGCUGGAUGAAAUCUAUAACCAUUCCACGUUUGUGGGCAAGCUGUGGCUCACCGUCCUCAUCAUUUUCCGCAUCGUCCUGACCGCCGUCGGGGGAGAGUCCAUCUACUACGACGAGCAGAGCAAGUUCGUUUGCAACACGGGUCAGCCGGGCUGCGAGAACAUCUGUUACGACGCCUUUGCGCCGCUCUCGCACGUGCGCUUCUGGGUCUUCCAAAUCAUUUUGGUGGCCACGCCCUCUGUCAUGUACCUGGGCUACGCCCUCAACAGGAUCGACCUUGUGGAGGAGCGGGCGGACUGCGGGGGAGCGAGCGGUUUGUCCCGCAAGACAGCCAAAAAGCGCUAUCUCGCCGAUAGGAAGCAGCGCAGCGCAGUGCAAGUGCCGCAGGACGAUGAAGAAGCUGAGGCUAGGAUCUAUGAGAAGGCAAAAUCGGAGGGCAAGGGCGGCGGCGCGACCAAAGGAGGCGUCGGACAAGCGGACGUCAAGGCGCGCCACGAUGGGAGGCAGCGCAUCAAACAGGAUGGUCUGAUGCGUAUGUAUGUCUUUCAGCUGCUAGCGCGCACCAUCCUGGAGGUGACCUUCUUGGCCUUACAGUACUACCUGUAUGGCUUCACCAUGCCCGCCACCUACGUGUGCUCAAAAAAGCCCUGCCCCCACAAAGUGGACUGCUUCGUGUCGCGGCCCACGGAGAAGACCAUCUUCCUCCUCAUCAUGUACAGCAUCUCCUUUCUCUGUCUGGCCCUCAACAUUUGGGAGAUGCUCCAUCUUGGCGUCGGUACCAUCUAUGACAUUCUAAGAACCCGUGACUGGCGCCUCUCAGACGAAGAUCCCCUCGGUGUGUCAAGGGGGUCGGAGAGCGAGGAAUACGACAGCUACCCCUCCCCUUGGAACACGCCAUCCGCCCCACCGGAGUACAACAUCGCCGUCAAGCCCCUCAUGGUGUACACGCGAUCCCCCGGCCAGACACUCCCUGCCCUCGAGUUGGCCAAAAUUAAAACGGCGGGCCAGCAGAACCGCGCCAACGCAGCCCACGAGGACCGCCAGCGUUACGCCGAUGGUAAAAACAACCUAAAGGUCGCUGCCCCUCACGAUACCCACGAAAAGGAGUCUUUGCCCCAGCCCCAAAAGGAGGCUGACACUCAGCAGAACCUCCGGAGCAACAAGCGCAAAGCCCCCCGUGAGCAUACACACGCCAAGCAGACCUGCAGCAAGGCAAACCAUGGCAGCAGCAGCAGCAGAAGCGUCAAAUACGGAGAGAUAAAGGAUUCUGAUUGGAUCUGA